Messenger RNA from Diaporthe citri, 978 nucleotides. RefSeq lists its product as uncharacterized. Lineage: Eukaryota; Fungi; Ascomycota; Sordariomycetes; Diaporthales; Diaporthaceae. The transcript has 4 exons. The record is from RefSeq and is a predicted model, not a curated record. Bases 1 to 978 code for a protein of 325 amino acids.
AUGGCCGACACACUUAACUCGGUCUCCAACUCGGUCACCAAUGGCCCCGUUGCAGACAAGGUUAGAGAACAGCACCAGAAGACUUCCGAUGAACUCUCCAACCUCUACGCCUCCCGCCAGACGCCCAACAACCCCACCGCAACAGGCCAGCCUCUGACCCACUACCAUUCCUUCUUCUCCGAGCUCCUCUCGUGGAACAACCCUCGCGCCUCUGCGAUCGCCUAUGCCUCCAUCAUCGCCUUCAUCAUCUCGGUUAGGUACCUGGAUGUGAUCCGAUGGGGCUUCAAGCUCACCUGGAUGAUCCUGGGCAUCACCAUCGCCGCCGAGGCCGCUGGGAAGGCUGUUAUGAACACUGGCAUUGCCAGUCAGCUCCGGCCCCGUCGUUACUACACCGUUCCUCGCGAGACCCUCGACGUCCUCAUCGGCGAUGUUCAUGAGCUGGUUAACUUCCUCGUCAUCGAGGCUCAGCGUAUCGUCUUCGCCGAGAACAUCUGGGCUUCCCUGGCUGUCUGCGUGAGCGCAUUUCUCUCGUACUGGCUCGUUAAGGUCGUCCCGUACUGGGGUCUCGCGCUCAUCGGCACCACCGUCGUCUUCACCGCUCCUCUGAUCUACACCUCCAACCAGGAGCUCAUCGACCACCACCUUAAGAACGCCCAGCAGAUCGUUAACACCCAGACCGAGCAGCUUCGCAAGGUCGCCGGCACCCACACCGCCCGUGCCACCGAGGUCACCAAGCAGUAUGUCGGCGACUACACCUCCAAGGCCCAGGAGAUGCUCCGAGGCAAAUCCGCCUCGCCGCAAACUGCCUCCUCGGCCCCGUCCGCCCCAUCCGCCCCGGCUGCCCCCGCUGUUAGGGACAGCGACUUCCCCGUGGCCCCCAAGGAGGACAUCAAGGUCGAGGAGCCUGCUGUCCCCGCCCAGAGCGUGCCCGAGCCGACUAUCAAGCACGAGGAGCAGGAGCCCCUGAUUUCUACCUAA